CGCUAGAACUGCUCUCUGACUGACUCCAGCUACAGUUGGGCGUGACGAGAAAUUCCAGGAAGAGGAGAGCGAGAGGAAGAAGGGAGGGGGGGGGAUGGGGAGAGUGUGCGUCGUGUGCGGCUCUGGCCCGACGAGUCGGAGGUGCAGCGGAUGCCACACGACUUGUUACUGUUCACCCGAUUGUCAACGAAGUCAUUGGCGGGAGCACAAGUCCACAUGCAGCAGGGAGAAGAAGGAAGAGGGAGCGAGGAGCGGUAAUAAGCGCGUAGGGGAGGAGCGGGGGGAGGAGGAGCACAGCCGAGAGGGGGAGGGAGUUAAGGAGGAGAAAAGCCGAGAGAGGGGGGGAGGUGAGAAGGAGGAGGGGAAGGGGAAAGCUAUCGCGAUAGGAAGCAAGGAGGAGAAAGAAGCAAAGGGCAUGAGAGAGAAGAGGACGAUCCACGUGGCAGGCUCAGAGGAAGCCAACUUGAAGAAGAGAGAAGAGGAGAGAAUGGAGGAGGCCGCCAAGCAGGGCAAGAUGGACGAUGCAAGAAAGAACACUUCGAUCCUUCACCAUACCUGCGGAAACAAGCCCAUCAAGGUGGUAGGUAAGGCUAAGGAGCAAGAGCACAAGCUUGCGCAGGAGGAGGAGGAGGAGGAGGAGGAGGAGGAGGAGGAGGAGGAGGAAACGUCAAUCAAGGUUGUAGAUAAGACUACUAAGGAUCACGAGGGUAAGGUUGAGGAGGAGAGAGAGGAGGAGGUGGUGGAAAAGAAUGAGAGGGUGGAGGGAAGAGAAGAGGAGGAGAAGGAGAAGGAGAAGGAGAAGGAGAAGGUGAAAGAGGACAAUGUACCAAGGAGGAAGAUCCGGGUGGUUGUGGUGAAUGGCUCCAUAGCGCACGAGGAAGAUCUGGUUGACCAAGACUUGACCCCAUGGACACCGCCUCGUGCGCCGGAAGAUGAUUUCGUGAUUCGAUCUGGCGCCGAUUGGGUAAGGGUUUACAAGCAGACAUUUGAAGAGGCCCCUCCCAUUCCCAGUCCCAACGAUGGCUGGGAAAGGUGUGAGGUGCCAAUGAUGCUGGGAGUACCUCUGGUCAUGAAGUGCAUUCGUCCUUAUCCCAAGGGAUGCCGACCGACGAAGCAGAUCGCGGUUUUCAUGAUGGUAGUUGUGAAGACCGGCUUUGCACCGCAUCGUUGGGCGUUGGGGCCGAACAGAGCACCUGGAAUGAUCGCGCUGGCCAGGACCGAUGGGCACCCCUUCACCGUUGAUCUGUUCUACCAUCUCUAUGGUUACAUCCACAAGUUGAUGGAUUACUACCCGGAGAAUGCUGCCAGAGUCCCCAGGAAGCUAACCCCGGCGGCUUUCCAGCGAUUCAUCAGGUCGAGGGAGGAGGAGAGAGCGCAAUCUCCUGGCAAGUUCUCGCAAGAUCUCAUGGUAAGAUGCGGCAUGAUCUUGUGGCAAGAUCUCGUGGCAAGAUCUCGUGGCAAGAUCUCGUCGCAAGAUCUUGUGGCAAGAUCUAGCAGGAGACUGACAAGAUCUGACAGGGAUCUGACAAGAUCUGACGAGGAGCUGACAAGAUCUGGCAAGGAGCUGACAAGAUCUGACAAGAAACUGACGAGAUCCGACAAGGAGCUGACAAGAUCUGGCAAGGAGCUGACAAGAUCUGACAAGAAACUGACGAGAUCUGACAAGAUCUGACAAGAUUGAUAAGAUCUGGCGAGAAACUGCCAAGGGAGACGUGCCGUGUAUGAUGAUGUUUAUAUUGUAAUACAUUCUGAAGUGCGUGGUUCGAAAAGCAAGCACUACCAUCGU
Messenger RNA from Chara braunii, 1786 nucleotides. Lineage: Eukaryota; Viridiplantae; Streptophyta; Charophyceae; Charales; Characeae. The record is from the annotation of a GenBank genome assembly.